UGCUGUUUUCGUCACAUGACAUUAAACAUGGCUGCAUGUGAGCGAAAGAAAGAUGAAGACUCGAUCUUGGAGCCGCUGUGUUUCCCUGAAGGGUCUCCAGACUCAGCCAGUGUUGCCAGUCUGCCGAGUCCUAGCUCUGAGCUGUUGGUGUGCCUCUUCUGCACCGAGUCUACCCGCCUGGACAUGAAGGAUGAACUUCUCAAGCAUCUUUUACAAGAACACAAAUUGGUCAUUGCGGAUGUUAAACUCAUCGCAAAUCUACCAAAAUACUUACUGUACUGGAAAGGAAGAUUACUGGAGCAACCGGUCACUGACUUCUGUAGUGUCAUCAAGACAAACUCCACAGGCCCAGCAGAUAAACAAGAAAACUAUUUCCUGUUGUGUGACAUCCUUCCAGAAGAUCGUAUUCUUCGAGAAAAUCUGCAGCAAAAACGGCUGGAGGAGGUGCUGGAGCAGCAGCAGAAGGAGAGGGAUGACAACACCUUCAGCCGGCCAUGUUUGUUCUGCAGUGAGGAGUUCACAGGAAACAGAUCGUCCCUCCUUAACCACAUGGCCAGAGAACACUCUUUCAGCAUCGGCCUGCCUGACAACAUUGUAUACUGCGAUGAGUUUCUAAACACGCUGCAGAAAAAACUGGAUGACCUGCAGUGUUUGUACUGUGAAAAAACCUUCAGAGAUAAAACCACAUUAAAGGAUCACAUGAGGAAGAAAACGCACAGACGAAUCAACGCUAGCAAUCGUCAGUAUGACCGUUUCUACGUCAUUAAUUACCUGGAGCUGGGAAAAACAUGGGAGGAAGUUCAGAGCGAAGACGACCGAGAGCUUGUUGAGGAUGACGAUGAUGAUUGGUCCGACUGGCAGGCUCACCCGGUUCUCGCUGUGUGUCUCUUCUGCGACCAUCAGUCGGACACAAUGGAUCAGAUCUACAUUCAUAUGAAGGGAGCUCAUGGAUUUGAUCUUCAUAAACUAAGAACAGAUCUUGGUCUUGGAUUUUACCAGCAGGUCAAACUAGUCAACUUUAUUCGCCGGCAAAUUCACCAGAGUCGUUGCUAUGGCUGCGAGGAGAAAUUUGAAAGUCGCCAGGAGGUCCUGCAACACCUUGAGCUACGAGGACAUGUGAUGAAGCUGCCGGACAUGUUGACCUGGGACCAACCACAAUACUACUUCCCUACCUAUGAGAACGAUGCCCUCUUGUGUACACUGUCUGACAGUGACGGUGAGCAAAGCGAUGAGAGGCAUCACCAUGACAACGUCCCUGUAUUUGCCGAAGAUGACAGAGAGCUUCAGCUGCUACGACAAACCAGCGUCCUGAAUCAGCUGCUGAAGAAUCGAACCCAUUAGAUCUAAUGAGCAAAUUCUCUGCAAGAGCUGAGCUCUUCGCAUGAGUUCUGAGGUCCAUUUUGGGCAACCGAAACCUGAGAUAUGUUUGAACCAUGUGGCAUCCAAGGACACAGUAAUAUUUUGGUUUUCCCACAAUUCUCUUCUUCCCAUCCCAAUAAAUCUGUCAAAAGCAGAGUUUCCAUGACAUUUGUUAAAGCGAACAACUGUUAUAUCUCCUUGAAUGGACUUUCUAAAACGUUUGUUUGAACUCUAGGUGGUGAAUUCUGUUGAUUUGAAAUCCACAAGCCUGCCUUGCUUUUUUGUGUAUCCCUCUAA
Synchiropus splendidus (mandarinfish) is the source of this 1656-nucleotide messenger RNA. RefSeq names its product zinc finger protein 277 (gene znf277). Lineage: Eukaryota; Metazoa; Chordata; Actinopteri; Syngnathiformes; Callionymidae. The coding region runs from base 16 to 1341 and encodes 441 amino acids. The record is from RefSeq and is a predicted model, not a curated record. The transcript has 12 exons.